AUGGCAGGGCCAGCUCCUACAGAUCAACAGGUCGCCGAUUUCGUGAAAACCUAUAGGCGUGACCGGCCUAAAUACUCUAUGAAGCCAAUGAUUGAGCUCUGCGAUGCUCAUUUGUAUGACGACAAGGUGAUUUUGUGUGAUAGCGAGGGCGACGCACGUCCUGGAGCGGCUAGAAGCAAUGGUUCCAAGGUGUAUCGGCUCCGAGUCGGGAUGACCUGUGUUCGUCUAGUGCGAGACUAUGCAUCCGUGCUUUAUUUAUACCUUUAUAUCAUUUUUGUUGAAUAUAUGUUAAUUUUAAUUAUUAAAUAG
Molecule: messenger RNA, 309 nt
Organism: Phytophthora sojae
Lineage: Eukaryota; Oomycota; Peronosporomycetes; Peronosporales; Peronosporaceae
Exons: 1
Coding region: 1-309 (102 amino acids)
Source: RefSeq, a predicted model, not a curated record